Molecule: messenger RNA, 645 nt
Organism: Arabis nemorensis
Lineage: Eukaryota; Viridiplantae; Streptophyta; Magnoliopsida; Brassicales; Brassicaceae
Source: the annotation of a GenBank genome assembly
AUGGCUUCUUCCUCUUCCAUGCCUCCUCCUCCGCUGGUGAAAGACGAACAGUCGAGAAACUGGUCGGAGCUUCCGCCGGAGUUGACAUCUUCGAUCAUGCUCCGGCUUGGUGCGUUUGAGAUACUUGAAAACGCUCAGAAAGUGUGCAGACCGUGGCAACGUGUCUCUAAGGACCCCUCGUUGUGGCGGAAAAUCAGCACCGAUUCUCUCCUCAAUUACAUCGCCGACAGGUCAAGUAAUCUGAGAAGCCUUGGACUUGAAAUGUCCUAUCCAAUGACUAGCAAUGGACUUGUUAACGCAGUCGCAAAACUUCCACUCCUUGAAGUCCUCGAGCUCUAUGAGACAUGGCAAAACCUGGACUUGAAAGCUAUAGGCCAUUCUUGCCUGAAGCUAAAGACAUUGAAGCUAAACUGCUCAGGUUCCAUGCCCUCUCAGUUCAAAUCUGAUGAUGAUGAUGCCCUAGCAAUCGCCAAAAGCAUGCCCGAGCUAAGCCACCUUCGGCUUAUUGCGAACAGACUAACUGAGACCGGGUUAAACGCUAUUCUUGACAACUGUCUUCACCUGGAACACCUUGAUUUACGCUGCUGUCUCAACAUUAACCUUUCAAGGGAUCUGGAGAAGCGAUGUUUGGAGAGGUUCAGAUGA